AUGUUGGAAUGCAGGUUGGAAGCAUUAGCUAGGAAAAAGUUUUGGGAUGAAGGGAUAAAUGAGUGUAAAGAGUUAGUGAGGAAGUUGUUGGCAACUGUGCCUGAGAGUGUGUAUGAGUUUAUAAAUCUGAAACGUAAGGAGAAAAUGCGAUGGACGGAUGAAAGGUUAAUGUGGAACAACAUUUUAGUAAUAGUAGAGGAUUACGAGUUAGAUAAGUGUAUGGAAGAGAGUAGAAGUGUUAGUGUUAGGACUCAAGUAGCUGAGAUUAUACCAGAGUUUAAGAGGUAUAGGAAGGCAGUUUUAGAAGGGCUGAGGCGAAUGGCAGAGCGAGUGGUUGAUAGGAGCGUUAGAGCAAGUAGCGUGAAUGUAGUUAGCCCUAAAAGAGAUAGGAGUGCGAGUGUCGGAAGAAUAGGGUCAGUUAGUUGUGAGCGAGAGCAGCAGUGUUACAGAUGUGGUAAGCCAGGACACAAGAAAAAUGAGUGUCGGUGGAUGUUAGGGGCGUGUUUCAGGUGUGGGCAAAUGGGCCAUUUAAUGAGUGAGUAUAAGAAAGAUAGGAGUGUUAAGUGUUACAGGCGUGGGCAGAUAGGGCAUAUAGCGAAUGGAUGUCGGGGUACCCGUGUGAAUGAUGUUUGUGGUAAUUGUGGAGAGAGUGGGCAUUAUGCUAAAAUGUGUAAGGAGCCAUGUGUGAAGUGUGUUGAAUUUGGAAUGACAGCAGACCUCAGCGCCAAUGCGUUUGUGGGCCGAAAACCAGUACAUACAAAAAAAUGGCGUGGCUACGGGUUCGAGUCUCUCGCCGAUCUCAGCUAA
Macrobrachium nipponense is the source of this 807-nucleotide messenger RNA. RefSeq lists its product as uncharacterized. The record is from RefSeq and is a predicted model, not a curated record. Gene Ontology annotation, molecular function: zinc ion binding; nucleic acid binding. The transcript has 2 exons. Lineage: Eukaryota; Metazoa; Arthropoda; Malacostraca; Decapoda; Palaemonidae. Bases 1 to 807 code for a protein of 268 amino acids.